Penicillium verhagenii is the source of this 1614-nucleotide messenger RNA. RefSeq lists its product as uncharacterized. The transcript has a single exon. Bases 1 to 1614 code for a protein of 537 amino acids. NCBI's taxonomy places the organism in Eukaryota, Fungi, Ascomycota, Eurotiomycetes, Eurotiales, Aspergillaceae. The record is from RefSeq and is a predicted model, not a curated record.
AUGAAUAACAACAAUGUUUCCCAGGGGCACACUGGGCCUGUUACCACACAGGGACCUGUGGGCCCAAAUGCUCCUACUCAGACAUCAACUGCUCAAGCUACCAACAUGAACAAUUUGAGCAACCCGGUUUUUAACGGCAAUCCAAAUGGUCCCCAGGGCAUUGCCACCCAAAAUGCUCUCCCUGCAGGCCCAGUUUUCGUAAACAACCAAGCUCAAGCUUUGCCUGUGCAGAAUGCCAAUCCUGGUCUUCUCGCAGGUCCUUUUGUUCUGAACCCCCAAGCUCAAGCUCUCCCUGUGCAGAAUGCCAAUCCUGUUCCUGCCACAGGUCUUUUACCCCUGAAUCCUCAAGCCCAAGCUUUCCAUGGGCAGAAUGCCAAUCCUCUCUUGCCCCCGAAUCCUCAAGCCCAAGCUUUACCUCUGCCGAAUGCCAAUCCUGCUCCCUUUCCUGCUUUGCCUCAAAACCCUCAAAACCCCCAACACACCAACCUCAGCGACCCUUACUCUAUGGCCGGAUAUGGACCCCAAUACGCACAGCCACUCAACGGACCAUUCAUGGCGGGGACUGGCGGGUUUGGUAUACUUGGAGUUCCGCAUGGUGGUGCAAUUCGCAGAGAUAUCCCAGGAGGAACGUUUAGCCCUACUGCUCCUUACACAGAUGCGCGCUUUCUGGCUGCACACCAAGGGGUUCAAGGCAGCACCACUGUCCAUGCCAAUACCAAUGAUCUGAUGUUCCCAGAUCGCAUCUCUUCUCCUAGUGUGCAUGGAUCAAUCCAGAGAAAUAGCCAAAUUCAAGCUGCCGAAGGCCUGAUAUCCGGGGCUAGAGCCCCUCCUCCUGGCUUCCGAACGCGCACUAUCCCUCCUCGAUCUCACUAUGAGGGUCCAUAUGUGAACGUUCGAGAUACAGUGAGCGUUGCACUAAGUAGCCAAACACCCUACCACGAUGCUUUGCAUCAUCAGCGGGUCCGAAUCUGGGCUGUCAGUUCCUGGCUCCAUGAUUGUCGGGAUCGUCAACGAAUGUUUCGUUCUGGAAACCAGGCGCCUGUCAACCCGCCUGGCCAUCCUAUUGGUGUUCAGCCUCCCAACCAGCCUCCCAACCAGCCUCUGAAUCCUCAAACCUCAGCCCAAGAAUCUCACAGCCUUUCUGACGAAGAGGUGCAUGAUGCUCAGCCUAGGGCAGCUGGGCUCGAUAGUCAUGAAGCUUCUGUUCCAACAGGACCGCCUCAGCAUUACAAUGAAAGAGAUCUUCUCCAGGCACGACUGAUCCGAGUGCAGCUUGUUGCUGGCAUUCCUCCUGAUGAAGUCAUCUCCAUGGACAGCUGGAGCAGAGAGCAAGCCCGGUUGGGUGAAAGAAGAUCAUUCCUUCCGAGCGUUUUAAGAGUGCAGCAAUCGAGUGGAGAUAUCUCUAUUCCUGAAAUCACCCCUGCACGAUUCCAUGGGCGCAUUGAGCCCCUUCCCCUCAGCCCGGAAGGCUGGCUGCCACCUCUUCCAACUCGCCAGCCUGCUACCACCGUCCAGAGCAUUCACUUUAGUGGAUCUCUUCCCAGGCCCCAGGGGGUACAUGAUGCCAACCAAGAUGCUUCUGGAUCAAACGCAGGGGCCUCUGGAUCCAACUAA